AUGAAGAGCUACCCAGAGAUGAUCGCCUUUCUGGGGCAGUUCGGCCGCUUUCAGCAAAUCGCUUUCUUCCUCCUGUGCAUCAGCAUCGUACCCAACGGCUUCGGCGCCUUUACGCUCGUCUUCCUGGCUGACACGCCGACCCACCACUGCCGGCUGCCCGACGUUAAUCUGACCGACGAUUGGCGCGCUACAGUCAUCCCUGUGCGGGUGGUGAAUGGGAAAGAGGUGCGCAGCAGCUGCAGCAGGUAUCGCCUAGACUUGGUCCAGAACCUGUCAGACAAUGGUUACGACCCAAAGCGGGACGUCAACCUCACCGACCUGGAGGAGGAGAAAUGUGUGGAUGGCUGGAUCUACAGCAAGGACAUCUACCAGUCCACCAUUGUCACUGAGUUCGACCUGGUGUGCGACAACCAAUGGAAGAAACCAUUCACCACCACCAUUUUCUUCGUGGGUAUCCUGAGUGGCUCCUUCUUCGCCGGGCAGCUCUCAGACAAAUAUGGAAGGAAGCCUAUUCUUUUCAUCACGUUGGGGUUCCAGACAGUCUUCAGUUUCAUUCAGGUUUUCUCCGUUUCCUGGGCCAUGUUCACAAUCCUGUUGGUCUUCAACGGCCUGGGACAAAUGUCCAACUACAUGGCGGCGCUGGUAUUGGGCGCAGAGAUCCUGACAGGCAAUGUGCGACUCCUGUACUCAUCUUUGGGCACCUGCUUCGGUUUCGCCACCGGCUACAUGAUCUUGCCUGUGUGUGCUUACUUCCUGAGGGACUGGAAGCAUCUAAUGCUGGCCUUGUCUGUGCCUUGCCUUGUCAUAUUCCCCUUCUGGUGGUUCAUCCCGGAGUCUCCUCGCUGGCUCCUAUGCCAGGGACGAGUAGAGGAAGCCGAGGCCAUUGUGAGAAAGGCGGCCAAGAUGAACAAAGUGAAAGCCCCCGACAUCAUCUUUGAAGACUACUUGCUUAAGCCCAAAGAAUCGGAGAAAAAAGAACUGCACAGCAUCCUGGACCUCGUGAGCAACGUGGAAAUCGGAUUCAUGACAGUGAUUCUCUGCUAUGUAGCGUUUACGAUGUCAGCAGGCUACUACGGCAUUUCUUUUAACGCCACACAGUUCCACGGCAAUGCGUACGUCAGUUGCUUCAUUUCGGGGGCCGUGGAGCUUCCGGCGUACGUGUCUAGCUGGCUGGCUCUACGCUAUGUUUCGCGUCGGAUGUCUGUCAUCGGCACCCUGGUGCUGGUCGCAGUGCCGCUCUACUUCAUACAGCUGGUUCCUGAAGGUUACUCAGGUAUAUCGCUCACUCUGGAGAUGGUGGGAAAAUACGCCAUCACCACGGGCUUUGGGCUGAUGUUUGCCUACACCACCGAGCUGUACCCGACGGCUCUGCGGAACACGGCGGCCGGGAUCUGUAACACGGUGGCGCGGUUUGGAAGCUGCAUUACGCCAUAUUUGCUGGAGCUCAGGUCCUACUCUCAGUUCCUGCCUUACAUCAUACUUGGUAGUCUGGCCGUUUUGGCUGCCUUUGCGACGGUCCUCCUACCAGAGAGCUUCGGGCGACCGCUGCCUGAAUCUGUCGACCAGAUGCAAAAGAGACAGCGCAUCAAGUGCCCAUGUGUUCCAAAGGCAGGGAUUCCUGUUGCUGUAGCGCUUUCGGAAAGUCCUAAAUCCUAA
Molecule: messenger RNA, 1656 nt
Organism: Nerophis lumbriciformis (worm pipefish)
Lineage: Eukaryota; Metazoa; Chordata; Actinopteri; Syngnathiformes; Syngnathidae
Source: RefSeq, a predicted model, not a curated record